GGAAGAGGAAGGCCAUCCAGUUUCGAUUCGGUGUCUCGUAAAGUGUGCUUAAUUCACUACAAUAACUGGUUAAAACAUGUCAAGUUUGUUCAGAAGAGAAUUAUUUAAAUAUUUAGCUUGCAGGACAAGACCAUGGACUGGAAAUCGUCAUAUAAGACAACUUCCACGACAGAAAAUUCUCACUCCCAAAGUUCGUCAUGAAAGGACAGGACAACCAUUUGAAUUAUUAACCGGUGCAAACUCAAGACAGUUUGCAUCAGAGACGGAUAGAAUGGAUAAAACACAGAAAAAUMUUUGGAAAAUAACAAGAAUAUUAUUUUUGAUAACUGGAGGACUUUUUUGGACAUUACCAAUUGUUGUGUAUGCUGGAUACAAACUUGGUUUGAUUAAAGUUGAAGUAGAAGAAGAUGAUUACGAGUAUAAUGAAGAUGAAAAUAGUCGUAUGACGAAUGAUCGUAUCUUUGCCAUAUUUGAUGUUUCAAAAGAURCCGAUAAAGYUAGUAGAAACAAGGAGAUAGGCGAGAAGUCCACAGCAUUGAUCAAAGCUGUGAACCAAAUUAGGCUUGAAGAAGGAAUUAUGAGGAAGUUUGGAGGUCCAAUUGAUUUGAUUGGAUACAUAGGAAAGUCGUGGAUUGGAUACUUUGAAAAGAACCAACAUUUUGGCUCAGAAGAAUUAAAAAUAAACCUUCUGGGUGAACAGAUGAAUGACAAGAAGAAAGAUGGAUCGUUGGAAUGGUGUAUAGUAUGUAUUGUAGCUGGUCCCCAACUAACAGGRGUCUUGGAGUUGCAAUUCUGUAAAGUAAAUUCAGAAUGGAUUCCUGUGUCAUUACGGCUGGAGGGACUUCAAAAGACUGGAGACAUYAUCUGUGAUGUGUCGGGACCUUURCCAAAUGGUGUUACAAGAUUCACUCGUCUAGCAAAUGACUAGAAUAAAAUCUAAAGAGAUAAUGGGUUCUGUUCUACUACAUAUGUAUAACCAUAUUGUGUAGAAAAUUGAAUAUAAUAAUUUCAACUGUUAUCAUGAAACUUACAAAAUUGCAAUUUAGCAGUUUAUAGCUUUUUAGUUUAUUUUAAAAGAUUUCUUAAAGGUAGAGUUGAAUCUCCACUUGGCAGAUGGUAUUGUAAGCAGAAAGCACUAGCUAGAUUUUUUAGGGAGGUAGGAGGAGGGGGAUUAGGCAAUUUCAAUUGUGUCCUACUGUGCAGUUUCAGGGGGGGAAAUGCAAGUCUAGAAUAUUUUCAAGUUUAUUAUUAAGCUACAAUCCUUGACAAAAAGGUUGAGAAUAACUGCACCCUUAAAGUCAGUUCAUCCUCUCUACCMACUCUCCUUUCCCAAUACAUUGUUAGCACUCAAACAGAAUCCAGCAAGUAUGUGUGCUCUCUAAAAUGCAACUUUGAGUGAAGGGGAACCGGGGGAGGCCAGAAAAAAAAAAAA
Exaiptasia diaphana is the source of this 1432-nucleotide messenger RNA. RefSeq lists its product as uncharacterized. The transcript has a single exon. Bases 77 to 928 code for a protein of 283 amino acids. NCBI's taxonomy places the organism in Eukaryota, Metazoa, Cnidaria, Anthozoa, Actiniaria, Aiptasiidae. The record is from RefSeq and is a predicted model, not a curated record.